UGCAGCUCUAGUGGAACUUAAUGUUUGACAGGAAAACAAGCUGAAUAGAAAGCUGUGCAUGCUAAAAGAAGAAGCAGGAGCUCUGGCUCGUGUCUAUGUAAAUACUAUGAAGCCUGUGAUUGUUGUUCAUGGAGGUGCCGGUAAGAUUGUUGAGGAGCUGGAUGCAACAUAUCGUGCAGGAGUGAAGCGUGCAGUUUUAAAGGGAUAUGAUGUCUUAAGUCAAGGGGGCAGUGCACUCACUGCUGUGGAAGAGGCCGUUAUAGUGCUGGAAGAUGAACAAAUAUUUAAUGCAGGCCAUGGAUCCGUUCUGAAUGAAAAAGGAGAUAUAGAGAUGGAUGCCAUCAUCAUGGAUGGGAAAAAUUUAGACUCUGGUGCAGUCUCGGCCAUUAGAAAUAUAGCUAACCCAAUAAAACUUGCCCGCCUUGUUAUGGAAAAGACGGACCACAUGCUUUUAACUUGUGAAGGAGCCACCCUUUUUGCCAAAGCACAAGGUAUUCCAGAAGUGCCAAAUGAAAGUCUUGUCACAGAACGUUCCCGAAAAAGAUGGAUGAAAAAUCUAAAGGAAAAUUCCAAUCCAGUAGCUGAUCAAAUAGGUCUGGGCACAGUUGGUGCAGUUGCAAUUGACUGUCAAGGAAAUGUGGCUUGUGCAACAUCUACUGGGGGACUCACAAAUAAAAUGGUUGGGCGUGUUGGUGAUACUGCUUGUAUAGGUAGUGGAGGUUAUGCUGAUAAUAAUGUAGGUGCCGUAUCAACAACUGGACAUGGUGAAAGCAUCAUGAAAGUGAUUCUCGCUAGACUGAUUCUUCAUCAUAUGGAGCAAGGCAAGUCUCCAGAAGAAGCUGCAGAUGCUGGGCUAAACUACAUGAAGAGCAGAGUAGGGGGAAUUGGAGGUGUCAUCAUUGUAAACAGUUCAGGUGACUGGACUGCUAAAUUCUCCACCAAUCAAAUGUCCUGGGCUGCCGUCAAAGAUGACCAGUUACACAUUGGAAUUUACCAUGGCGAGAAUAAUGUUACGCCUCUUGAAAAAGCUCUAUAGACAUAUUAGAUCCCCAAUACACAUUUCAUUACUGAUCGCUGUAAAUCUACAUAGAAUUAUUUGUGGCUUCAGUCAUCAAAUUAUCUCAUUUUUCAAAUAUAGUACUGUACAUAUGUUCUUUUUUGUAUCCUUAUCUCUUUCUAUAAUUCUCAGGAUUUUCUCAUGUUGUGAAUGUAUAUUUAGGUAAAUAUUUGUAAAGAGUUUUACAUGUAGCAUGGUCCCUCUAUCUGAUAACACUGAUUAAAGAAUAAGUAAAGCGUAAAACAGGAGUAGGCUGCAAAUGCUGCACAUUAUGUUUUAGGGUUCUUUAACAGCCCAAGGCCAUAACAGCAGUAAAGAUAUAUGAAGAUGCCCCUGUAGCUCACUGAGUCACUGUCUCCUUUUCUGCUGAUUCACUGCACAUGCUCUGUGCUGCUGUCAGUUACCUGAGCUUAUGGACCAACACACAAUAUAUUCUGUAUAUAGAAUAUAAAAAUCAUGAUACAAAGGUAAUUAAAGGAAACUAUAGCCCCAACAUGAAUAUUUAAGCAACAGAAUCUUACCAAACUAGUGUAUGUUUAAGUAAAUAUAUUCCUUUUACAUCUCUUGCCUUGAACCACCAUUUUGUGAUGGUCUGUGUGCUGCCUCAGAGAUCACCUGAAAUUCUACAACUCUAACUGUAACAGGAAGAAGUGUGGAAGCAAAAGACAGAACUCUUUCUGUUAAUUGGCUCAUGUGACCUAACAUGUAUAGUUUGUUUGGGUUGUUUUUGUGCACCGUGAAUCCUACAAUCCCAGGGGGGCGGCCCUUAUUUUUUAAAAUGGCAAUUUUCUAUUUAUGAUUACACAAUGGCACAGGCUACUAAAAAAAGUAUAUUAUUAUAAAAAUGGUUUAUUUACAUGAAGCAGGGUUUUACAUAUGAGCUGUUUUAGUCAAUAUCUUUUUAUAGAGAUCUACAUUGUUUGGGGUAUAGUUUUCCUUUAAUUUGAAUUAUCAUUACAUGACGGUUUAGAAGCCAGUGCAGUUUGUAUCAGAAUGUAAGAAUCCGCCCUGUAGCAUCAGCUUUUAUGACGUGUGAACCUCAUUCUCUCAAUGACCCCUAAGAUCAGCUGCUCAAAGCACACCGAGCAUGGGUGUCACAGAUACUCCUAACAAAAUACAAGAUGGGAAGGUCCUUUGCACAACUUUAUAGGCCUGGAUCAUUACUGUUAUAGAGAUGCAGAAGCCUUAGGCUGUUUUUGGAUUUUUCAGCCAAUAGGUUUCAUUUACCUUUAGGCUAUUGCAGUAAGUUGAAGAUAGUAAAUAUGAGAUUUCUAGCUAUAUUCAUUUUUACAGUUUAGUCAUCCUUUAAAGUUAAACUUUUAGCAAUUUGUGGUUAUUCUGGGUAUCGUACCUUAUGAAAAAGCACCCUAUCAAGGAAGAAAUAUGAAAAUGAUUUUAAGAAGCCUUCAUGCUCUAAGUUUUGCAAAUUGUACAGAAGGGUAAGGGGAGGUGUAUAAUACUAGUGUUUAAAAUGGUUUACUUUCUUGUUUACAAUAUGGUGGACUAUAAGCCACUUCAUUUCUCCCAGUUGAAAGGGGGCAUCUCCAACCCACUUGCACAUCAUAGACUCUAGGAUAAAAGGAAAAGGGGCCAACUUCAGAACUGAAGAAGUAGAAGCUGGGAUCAAUGUAGUUUUUACACUCACACACUUCAGAUCUAAAAGAAUGGCACAAUCCCGCAAUUGAAGCUGUUUUUUUUUUAUAUCUGUAUCUUGAUCAGAAAAACCAUGGCGUUUGAUAUCACUAAAAUUGUAAUCAGCCACGGGCAAAACUGCAGAAAUUUCAGAAUGUGUUGCAUUUUAACUCGGGUAUCGGUUAAAAGUGUUUUUUUAGAUUAGAACAUUCAUUUUUUAUGAUUUAUGUUGCAUUUGACACUUUCAAAGGUUAAUGAUUAGACAAUAAAAAUGCCUUUAAAAUA
Messenger RNA from Xenopus laevis (African clawed frog), 2974 nucleotides. It is a transcript of the gene asrgl1.L, whose product is annotated as asparaginase like 1 L homeolog. Gene Ontology annotation, molecular function: hydrolase activity; beta-aspartyl-peptidase activity; asparaginase activity. Gene Ontology annotation, cellular component: cytoplasm. The record is from RefSeq and is a predicted model, not a curated record. Bases 59 to 1036 code for a protein of 325 amino acids. The transcript has 7 exons. Lineage: Eukaryota; Metazoa; Chordata; Amphibia; Anura; Pipidae.